AUGGAAAAUAAUAAUAUAAAUUUAAAUUCAAAUAAAGAAAAAAAUCUCAAUAUAUUAUCUACAAAUGAGAAAUGUUUUAAUAAAGAUGAUAAUGUACAUAAUAUUUCUGACAAUUUCAAGGAUGAUAAUAAAUUUGUUAAUCUUUUUCUCAGAAAAAAUGAUCAACAUGUAGAUUGUCCUGAAAUUAUUUUAGAUAUAGAAAAAAACGAACAUACAGUUGAUAAAAAAGGAAAAUUAUGUAUAGACUCUUCUGAUAAGAAACCUGAAGAAAAUAUAAAAAAAGAGCAUCAAAAUAAUGAGCAUGAUAUGCUAGAAAAAAUACAUAAAGGCAAUCAUAUAGAUAAUAUAUUUAGUGAUAAUAAAAAUGAAAUUAAUUUUAUAUCAGAAGAAAAUAAAAACGAAAAUAUAUUAAAUAAAAAAAAAAAUAUAUAUGAACAGGAUACUACUUAUGGUGAUGUAUAUCUUAUCAGUACUGAACAUAAUGAUACUCAUAUAAAUAAUGAUAAAGACAAAAUUUUUACAUCUAAUGAACAUAAUGAUGCUCAUAUAAAUAAGGAUAAAGACAAAAUUUUUACAUCUAAUGAACAUAAUGAUGCUCAUAUAAAUAAGGAUAAAGACAAAAUUUUUACAUGUAAUGAACAUAAUGAUGCUCAUAUAAAUAAAGAUAAAAUUUUUAUAUGUAAUGAACAUAAUGAUGCUCAUAUAAAUAAAGAUAAAAUUUUUACAUGUAAUGAAAAUAAUGAUGCUCAUAUAAAUAAAGAUAAAAUUUUUACAUGUAAUGAACAUAAUGAUGCUCAUAUAAAUAAAGAUAAAAUUUUUACAUGUAAUGAACAUAAUGAAGAAAAAAUAAUAAUACAAAAAAAUGUAGAAGUUUCUGAUAAGAAAAAAAAAUUUAACACGAAAGAUAAGGAAUAUAUUAAUACAAUAAAUAAUAAAAAUUGUAAUAUUCAGGAUAAUCAUCAUGAUGUAUCUUAUGAAAAAAAUAUGUUGAUCAACGAAAACGUGAGGAAUAUUAAUGACACAUUCUCCAAAACUAUAAAUAGUAAAUUUCCCAAGGAGGAAAAAAGAAAUGAAAUCAGAAAAAAAAAUGGCAGCAACCAAAAGACCAUUAUUAAUAAUGAUAUGGUGUAUGAUAUAAAUGAGGAACGUACAAGUGUUGACGAGAAAAUUGAAAAAUUAAGAAAUGAUGACAUAUUAAAAAGUGGGGACAUAUUAAAAAAUAAUAAGAUUCUAUCAUGUGAUGAAGAAGGAGAAGAAGAAAAAAACGACCUUUCCUUAGAAGAAAUAUUAUACGAAACAACAGAAAGAUCAAAAAGUUAUAAUCGCAAAAAUUAUGGACUUUUAGGUAUAUUAAAGGUUAUAAAAAUGACAGACCCUAAUUUAAAUAUAUUAGCUAUAGGUUCUGAUUUAACAACACUAGGAUUAAAUUUAAAUUCCCCUAAUUAUAUUUGUACAUCUGUUUCUUCACCCUUUUCCGAGAAUCCUAUAGAAAAUGAAGAAGAUUUUAUCAAACCUAUAUCAUAUUUAAAUACAAAAUUUCAAAUACGAUUAUCUCUAUUAUUAAAAUUACAAACGGAGACUUUGUUUUAUAUUUUUUAUAAUUUACCAAGAGAUGUAUUACAAGCAUAUGCAGCAUCAGAACUUUAUAUAAGAAAAUGGAUAUAUCAUAUUAUAUACAAAAAAUGGUUUACACCUAACAAUACUACAAGUACAAUCAAUCUAGAAAAAUGUGCUUCAUGGAUAUAUUUCGAUCCUUUAACCUGGUCAAAAAAAACAUAUAAUAAUUACUUGAAUGUGAAAGAUGAUAUAAUGAAUGUAGAGGAUGUUACGAAAUGUAUUGAGCAAAUAAUUAAAUUACAGUCUUAUUACAACAUACAUCAGCAAAACAUUUAG
Molecule: messenger RNA, 1893 nt
Organism: Plasmodium reichenowi
Lineage: Eukaryota; Apicomplexa; Aconoidasida; Haemosporida; Plasmodiidae
Product: CCR4-NOT transcription complex subunit 2, putative
Exons: 1
Coding region: 1-1893 (630 amino acids)
Biological process (GO): regulation of DNA-templated transcription; nuclear-transcribed mRNA poly(A) tail shortening
Cellular component (GO): P-body; CCR4-NOT core complex
Source: RefSeq, a predicted model, not a curated record